Molecule: messenger RNA, 3346 nt
Organism: Neocloeon triangulifer
Lineage: Eukaryota; Metazoa; Arthropoda; Insecta; Ephemeroptera; Baetidae
Gene: ssp6
Exons: 9
Coding region: 123-2348 (741 amino acids)
Molecular function (GO): protein binding
Source: RefSeq, a predicted model, not a curated record
UGUCGCUGGCACUCUGGGUCGGAGUGCGGUGCUCGCUCGUCAGUGUGCUGCCCGGGAGCGAGGUCGGAGGUCAGUGUCAGCUGCGAGCCCGCCCGGUGCGCGCAGCCACUGACACCGACGACAUGAACUCGCCCAAGAUCACCGAAAAGAUCUGCCGCAGCCUCAGCAGGAAGCACCAGAGCAGCACCUCGUCCAUCAGCAGAAAGGGCGCCGGCAGCGACGGUGACAUCUCGUCCUCGCAGGGCUCUAUUCUGGAGAGGGUGAAAAAUGACAGAGUCACUCCGUCAAGGUCGGAAGAGGACCGCCACCGCAGGACCAUCAUCGUUGAGAGGAAGAAUGGCACCUUCGGAUUUACACUGCAGAGCUACGGCAUCCACUACAAGAGGGAACAAGAGGUCGAGGUGAUAACUUACGUUGACUUCGUCGACUACGACGGACCUGCCUUUCGAGCUGGAAUGAGAGAAGGGGAUGUGAUUUUAUCAAUCAAUGGCGUCGAUAUGGAGAAAGCGGACCACAAAACUCUCGUCUCGUUCAUCAAAAACUGUGAUUUGCGCAUGCGAAUGGUUGUGCUCUUUGAAGACUGCGUACGAAAGGUUGAGCUACACAUGAGAUACAUCACUCUGCAAAGGCUGCUGACCGAAAGGACGGCCGAGCUGGAGCGGUUGACGGUGAAGGAACGCGAGUUGCUGGCCGGCAAGUGGAAGAGCCACAGUUUGCCAGCAAGGAAAAAAGCCUCUGCGGCUGCCCACGCACCCACGGCCACCACCCUGCUGCACGCAGACCCCUGGCCCACUCAAAGCUCCGACGACCUGUCCAGAACAGCUCAGUAUCAAUAUGCAUUGGACGGAGGCUGUCGCUACCUGAUGCCAGCCAGGGCCAAGUACGUUCCUCCGGCCAGCUGCAGUGGCAGCGCCGAGUACCUCGACUGGCCGAGCUCAAACUCGAUGACCAGCGUUGUCGUGGCUGAACCUGCCGGCAGAGUUCAAGCCACCACUGCGUAUGAGGUGUACUAUCGGCAGCCAGGAGGAUUCUACCUGGUCCCAGCGGCACACCAGGCUCACCUACCUGAACCAAUCUACUAUCAGCUGCAACCGACUAAUCAGUUGAGUGGCUCGGCGAGUAGUUCACAAGAGGUGCUGGAUGGCGCCGAGAGGAGGAACUCGGGCAACGAGGUGCAGGACGACGGUUCAAACAGCUCCAAAAACAACUCUUGCAACCCUUGUGUGAAGCACAGCAAAGACUGCUCGACUGACACGUACGACCUCAGCAGUCCCUGUUGCGAUCCAAGAUGCGUGUCCAACAGCAACAGCUCAAAGAGGAAGUCGAAGAAGAACAAAAAGGACGAAAAUGUGCAGCAGAACGGCAAACCACCAAAACCGCCAAAGCCCAAAGAUUUGAAAGGUUGGAGGGAGAAACUUUACAGAGUGCCUCUGGUGGGCCACGCGGUGCUGUCAGUGACCCAAUUUAAUCCCGUGCCCAAGAAGCCUCUGCCGACGUCUGCGAGCAUGCCGUCCCAGCCGCUGCCCGGACAACAACUGUCCGAGACGUGCACCGCGCGCAAGUACAGCAUCACCCCCGCCAGUCACUGCAGCCUCCAUUCGUGCGCCUCCAGCGAGAUCAGCAGCGCCGAAGACACCACCCUCACCUCGUACUCUACCUCGAUCAGCACGGACACCCUGUACUGGGACACGCAGUCCCACCAGCACGUCCAGCACGCCUCUCUCAAGAAGCAACACCAGUCGCCGCAGCAGAGGAACCAGCCACACUACGACCAGGCCGGCACUCCUAUUGGGCCACCCUACAAACCCAAGUCCUGGGACAACCUGACCACGAAGGCGUUCGGAGGGUAUGGCUUUGGAUAUGGUUACUCGGACACAGUCAAUCAGCAGCAGGCUGCAAGGAACAAAGCAGCACAGAAGGCGGCCUACAAGAGUGCGCUUCAGCAGCAGUACGAACAACAGCAGUACAACAUGCUGCAGCGUCUGCAAGGUGCACCCUACGUUUUGCAGCAAAGGGCACCAACACCCUCAUCCAAUCCAGGUGCCAAGUCAACGGAAAAUCUCAUCUCGGGCAGUGCGACUCCCGGCGGUGGAACUUUUGAGUCAAGUCUGAGUUGUGAGUGUCUGGAGGCAGGGGCCGUCGGUUCGCCUCUGCAGGAGAAUCCGCCGUCGCACUUUCUGAACAACUCGGUGCAGAGGAAGUCCAUCGACAGCAUCUUCUACAACUCUCAGCCGGUGGUGAGCAACACGCCGCCAAUGCUGAGCCGCAACAGCAGCAUCGAGCGAACCAACGAAUCCAAAAGUCGGCCGCCGUCGAUGGUCGAAAAGUCCGAGGUCACCCGCUUAUGAAAAGAGGAAAGCUAGGCCGCAAUUUUUAGCCAAAGAUUUAUUUGAUCUCCUGCGCUGUAGUUGAGGAUGUACAAAGUCAGAGAGUGACUUUAGCAACUUUUGACCCCAUGGUUAUGGUUUUUUUCUCUCAUUCUUGUGAUGAUUGCUCAUGAGAUAAAAGACAGUCAUUUUAUAUUAAUUUUUUGCAAAUUAUUUUUCUACCUUGCAGAUAUACCUUUCCAUGCUUUUUUAGUCCUUGUAAGUCCCACAAUAUUAACUUUGUAGAAAAUAAUUCUUGUAGAGGAAAUUUAUUUUUUCCAAUAAUGCAAUUCAAUUUAAUUAUAGUCAAUUUAUAUAAACAUGCCCAAUUUCUAAAUUUUUCUUGUAUUUCCCAGAAAUCUAUGAAAUACAAAUUAAUUGAUUCAAAUUCAUAUUUGAGUAUAAAUAGUCGUGUGCAUUUUUAUUACAAAAUUUUAAGUUUCAAUUGGCAAAAUGAUGUGAUGAUCAAAAUUAUGUAAGAAAAAGCAUUGUUGUAGAUGAAAAUUAAGAAUGAUAAUUCUAACUAAAAAUGUAUGAUCAUAUCAAAAUCCAAAAAUAAUUUAGUAAAAUCUGGAAUGAAGUUGGAAUUACUAAAUACAUCGUGUAUAAAAAUUGUAAGUGAUGUCUGUGAUGUUUUAUAGUUACAAAACAUGUCAAAAUGAAAUGUUUAGGAAGCGUUUAUACCUUCAAGAUUGAUUGAUAAUAUAAAAUUUAAAUAAAGAUGAUAGAUUGUCAAUAAUAAUUUUUCAAUAUACUUCAAAAAUUUCAAUCUGCAAGUUUUUUGGAAUAAUGAAUCUGAAGAAGUUUAAAGAAUACUUUUCAGAGUUAGUGUUUUACUGGAUAUGAAAUUUGCGCUCUCAUUUUGUAAUUAAUUUUUGGUGAGGUUGAAUAAAUUCAACUGGAAUUUGUAUAGUUCUCAAAUUUUGUUUGCAGCAUCAUUGUUGAAUGAAGACAACAGUGAAAUAAAACUCAUCAACGGA